CCGUUCUCACGUGUCACUGAAGAAGUCAUUUACAUGGCGUCUUCCUUUGCAGCUCAUACGCACCCUUUAUCAUGGACAUCCUCAAUGAAGCUGCUCUCUCAUUCGUUUGCCCCUCCUAAUCGCAAGAGCUCAUUGCUUUCUUACCGCAGAAAUCGUAUGUCAAACUGUCUUUCGCUAUCCGCUUCUGUCAAUUCUACUGUGGAAACCAACAAUAUAUGCUCAACGCUGCUUGAACUGUGUGAAGGUCACGUGCCCGAUCACGUGCUCCAGAGGGCGGAGGAGGUUGGAUACAUAGUGCCGACGCCAGUACAGAAUGAGGCGCUUCCGGUGUUAUUUUCCGGCCGUGAUUGUGUGAUUCAUGCUCAGACAGGUUCAGGAAAGACCCUAGCGUACCUACUUUUGAUAUUCUCAGUUGUCAAUCCACAAAGGUCAUCCGUGCAGGCUGUGAUUGUUGUGCCCACACGAGAACUCGGUAUGCAGGUCACAAAAGUUGCUCGUACUUUGGCUGCAAAAUCUCUGCAGCUUGAGAAUGAACAGAAGUCAUGUACAGUCAUGGCUCUUUUAGACGGUGGAACAUUGAGAAGACAUAAGAGUUGGUUAAAGGUGGAACCCCCUGUUAUAGUAAUUGCUACUUUGAGGAGUCUAUGCCAGAUGCUUGACAAGCAUAUUCUUAAGUUGGAUGCCUUGCGAGUGUUGGUAAUUGAUGAGGUUGAUUUUAUGUUUAAUUCUUCCAAGGAGGUGAGCUCUUUAAAGAAGCUUUUGACAAUCCACUCGUCAAUCAAUAGCCGCCAAACUGUAUUUGCUAGUGCAUCUAUUCCUCAGCAUAGACGAUUUGUGUAUGACUGUAUACAGCAGAAAUGGACCAAGGCGAAUGUUGUGCAUGUCCAUGUAAACCCAAUAGAGCCAAUGCCUUUGUGCCUUCAUCACAGAUAUGUGAUAUGUGGUAACAGAGAGAAGUACUCUACGCUCCUACAGUUGUUACAGUCUGAUUCACCUCUAUCUGCCAUCAUUUUUGUUGGAGAGCAAUCUGAGAAGUCAAAGAAAGCUGGAAAUGCUCCGUCUACAACUCUUCUGAUUGAAUUUCUGAGAACAUCUUAUGGAGGAUGCCUAGAGUUAGUUCUGUUAGAGGAAGACAUCAAUUUUAACCAACGAGCUACUUCCAUAACUGACCUCAAGCAAUCAGGAGAUUAUCUUCUUGUUGCAACAGAUAUAGCUGGUAGAGGAGUUGAUCUGCCUGAAACAACCCAUAUAUAUAACUUUGAUAUCCCAAAAGAUGCAAUUAAUUAUCUUCAUCGGGCAGGAAGAACAGGUAGGAAGCCUUUUUCAGACAGUAAAUGUUAUGUCACCAGCAUUAUAUCAGCAGAAGAACGCUUUGUCUUGCAGAGAUUUGAGAAUGAAUUAAAAUUUCAUUGUGAAGAAUUGUUAUUUUCGGAAUAGCUCUCUGCUCUCACAUUGUAUACAACUCUUUUUUUUAUAGUUUCUAGUAGUGUACAUUUUUGUCCCUUUCCCUCA
Messenger RNA from Salvia splendens (bonfire salvia), 1512 nucleotides. Its product is annotated as DEAD-box ATP-dependent RNA helicase 58, chloroplastic. The transcript has 10 exons. The coding region runs from base 34 to 1437 and encodes 467 amino acids. Lineage: Eukaryota; Viridiplantae; Streptophyta; Magnoliopsida; Lamiales; Lamiaceae. Gene Ontology annotation, molecular function: RNA helicase activity; RNA binding; ATP binding. The record is from RefSeq and is a predicted model, not a curated record.